Molecule: messenger RNA, 2164 nt
Organism: Protopterus annectens (West African lungfish)
Lineage: Eukaryota; Metazoa; Chordata; Ceratodontiformes; Protopteridae
Gene: ASCL2
Product: achaete-scute family bHLH transcription factor 2
Exons: 2
Coding region: 240-836 (198 amino acids)
Biological process (GO): regulation of neurogenesis; sensory organ development; neuron differentiation
Cellular component (GO): RNA polymerase II transcription regulator complex
Molecular function (GO): protein dimerization activity; DNA-binding transcription factor activity, RNA polymerase II-specific; RNA polymerase II transcription regulatory region sequence-specific DNA binding
Source: RefSeq, a predicted model, not a curated record
CGCGUGUUGAUAAAGGGCAUUGCUAGUAAACUUUGAAGCACAUCUUCUCAAAGACAGAAGUAAGAAAAACCGAUAUAAAUAUUGCUAGCGACAGCAUCACUGCACGCACAAGUCUUGCUUCAGCACCAUCGUGGGCUGUAUUUACAGACGCACGCGACAGCCACGAGGCCACAGCAGCAGGUUGCCAGCACAAGUGUUCCAUUUGAUUCCGCGAAGCUUUGUGGGUGUCUUUCUUAGGGAUGGCAAGUGUAACAGCUUUGACCACGCAAUCCGUGCCAAACGCGUGCAGUAUUCUAGGACAUGCACUCCUACAGCAUGGAAAUGAGGAUUGCACCAAGAUGCAAAACACCCGUGACAACGGGAUUGCAACAGUACAAAGAUCUGGUUCUCCUGAGCUAUUGAGGUGCAAACGGCGACUACCUUUCAAUGGAAUGAGUUAUGUAUUGACAACCCAACAGCAACCACCCGCUGCAGUAGCCAGGCGUAAUGAGCGUGAACGAAAUCGUGUUAAACUAGUGAACAUGGGAUUCCAGGCGCUCCGGCAACACGUCCCGAACGGUGCAGCCAACAAAAAGAUGAGCAAGGUGGAAACCUUGCGCUCUGCGGUGGAGUACAUCAGAGCCUUGCAACAGUUACUGGACGAGCAUGAUGCUGUCAGUGCUGCAUUCAGCUGUGGACUUCAUUCACCUUCCAUCGCUGCCACAGACCAUAGCAAUAGCUCGGUUCCUGGUUCUCCGCAUUCCGCUUACUCUUCUGAUGAAGGUAGCAGUUAUGAAGCAUUAAGUCCAGAAGAGCAAGAGCUGCUGGACUUCACGAGCUGGUUCGACAGGUAUUGACUUGGCUGCUUUGCAUGGUGUGGAUUUAACAAAUUCAGUGCCUGAGUGUCCCUUUCCAAAAGGGAGAGCAAACAGAAAGGGAGAAUGGCCCGGAGCUGCUCCGCUAAUCACUUCCAGCUGUCAUCAGUCUCAACGGUCAUGUACUAAAAGAGUGCCAAGUUCAAGUCUUAAAAAACGUUUCUGAAGAAGUGCAAUCAUGUACAUAACAAAUGGCAGUUACGUUUUCUAGUAUUGUGUAGUCAGUGCAUCACCAUGCUAUAGAAGUAUUCAUGCCUGAAUUCUGCAUAAGGUGUGUAUUCCACAUUGCUUUCCGAGUGGAAACCAUACUGCAUUACAGUUUGGUCUGUUGUGCACUGCAAUCUUAGCAAGAUCUAGCCUGCCUACCACCUCAAUGUAUGAACAUUCCUACUCUAUUACCUGCUCUGACUCUUCCAAUCAUGUGGUCAGAACCGUUCAGUUCCGUGUCUAUGGGAAAUUUCAUGCUGUACUGAAUUUGUAAUAAAAAUUGGUGGGAAGGUGCAAGUUCCGUGUCUAUGGGAAAUUUCAUGCUGUACUGAAUUUGUAAUAAAAAUUGGUGGGAGGGUGCAAGUUCUGUGUCUAUGGGAAAUUUCAUGCUGUACUGAAUUUGUAACAAAAAUUGGUGGGAGGGUGCGGGUGUUCACCUAGUUCUGAAGAUAAUCUAGCAUGAAACAUAUUAACAUUUACUUGUGUGGGGGGUCAUCAUAAGUAAAUAUCACUGCCACAGGACAAACUAUGUAAUUCUAGUACUGUGCUAGUAUUUAAAUAACUGCUAUGCAAGAUUGGGUUGCAUUGCUUGCAUAUACCAGUAAUGAAAAACAGUUGAUUUAUGAUUUUUUUACUUUCAGCUAAUGAUUUUUUUCCUGCUUUGUGUCACUAUAUGAAUAUUUUUUGAUUAACCAAAUUAAGGCUGAGUGUCUCAAAUUAAUCCAAUACAGGAAAUAUAAUACACUAUUGGAAUAAAAUAUUCCAUUAUAGCUUGCAUAGAAGUUAACAGCCCCUAGGGCAAAAUGAUAACAGUUUAUGCAAGUUGUUUCUGAGAAUGCUGUUUAAGUCAGCUAAUGGAGUUUCAUAUUCUUAACUUGUUUUGGAACUCAGAGAUGUAACAAAUUCUCAUAAAGUCUGUAAAGUAUGAGCCUUGAAACAAAUUUUCUUUUAGAGAAUACAGAAUUUUUUUUUACAAGUCAUAAUAUGACUAGGUGUCAUAAUUACUGGCACCCAAGGUAUGAUUGAAGGGUUUAUUUUAUAUAAAUAUAAAUAUAUAUAAUUUGUAUUGAAGGCGCUUUUUGUAUGCACUUGAUCUGUUUUUA